UACUGAAGCACCAUAGUGAAGACUUCCACUGCUACUACAAUGAAGACUGCAUUCCUUUUGACCUUAGUGGCCUGCUCUGCCCUCGCUGCGUCCGUGGAGCAAACGACCCCUUACGUCCACAACUCCCAUUCCUCCAGCAGCCGGGGAAACCAUGUAGGAGUUGGUAGCUACGGAUAUGGACACAACCAACAGUACCCAUUCGGGGGAUACCAGCAGCAACAGUAUCCAUAUGGAGGCUACCAACAGCAACAGUACCCAUAUGGAGGUCACCAACAGCAACAGUACCCAUAUGGAGGUCACCAACAGCAACAGUACCCAUAUGGAGGUCACCAACAACAACAGUAUCCAUAUGGAGGCUACCCACAACAACAGCACCCAUUUGUAGGAUACCAGCAACAGUACCCAUUCGGAGGAUACCAACAACAGUACCCCUACAGCCAAUUGAGUCAGCAGUACCUUUCAGUACCCGUCCAAGCCCUUCAGGUACUUGGCCAGAUGGAACAACAUCUCUACCACAUCCAACAACAACUCGAACACUACCAACAGGUUUACCCGCAACACCAAUGGCAACAAUAUGUACAGGCCGUUAUCAAAUACCUAAACCAAGUGCAAGAACUCCAGGCAACUUUCCAAAACUACGUUCAGAACAACGAAAACGUUCCUGCCCAAUACCAAAGCCAAGUGAUCCAAUUGUACAACCAAAUCUACAACCUCUAUCAAGAAGUUGAAUACGUCUACCAAAACCAAGAGUACUACGGUCAUCAACAAGGUUCCCAAUACCCAUCGGUCUUCCAAAACUUCUACCCUGGCUACCAAGGACAGUAUCAAUACCAACACCAACAAGGAGCACCAAUCCAUUCCGGUUUUGGCGUUUCUUACCCAUGGAACGCAUAUCAGCAUUAUUCCUCUAGGAAUUAUCAGCCAUACGAACAGGUAGCAGUAAAAGUUGCUUAAAAACAUUAAACUAUAAAGCUCUUUUAAUCAGUAUAUUCCAUAAAUGAUGGUUUAUAUGUAAUUAAAUACGUUUUUGAAUUGUUUAUUUCUCAUUUUGCAUCUUUCAUGUAAGCAUUUCUGCAACAAUUAAAGGUGCAAGUUGUGAGGAAAUGGAACCACACAAAGAAAAUAAAAUAUUUCAGUGGAAACUUA
Messenger RNA from Agrilus planipennis (emerald ash borer), 1146 nucleotides. Its product is annotated as RNA polymerase II degradation factor 1-like. Bases 40 to 954 code for a protein of 304 amino acids. Lineage: Eukaryota; Metazoa; Arthropoda; Insecta; Coleoptera; Buprestidae. The transcript is spliced from 3 exons. The record is from RefSeq and is a predicted model, not a curated record.